Molecule: messenger RNA, 4750 nt
Organism: Agrilus planipennis (emerald ash borer)
Lineage: Eukaryota; Metazoa; Arthropoda; Insecta; Coleoptera; Buprestidae
Exons: 16
Coding region: 460-4527 (1355 amino acids)
Source: RefSeq, a predicted model, not a curated record
AAAUGACAAUUAACAAAAGAAUGUAGUUGUAAAUAUUGAAAUAUACUCUUUAAAGUAAAAGGGUUACCUUCGGUCAAACAGGUAAUCAAUGUUUUCCGAUUAAGUACCUAAACUAGUCAGGGUGGCGAAGCCUUUGUUGUACGAAUAAGAAACUUUCCCUUCGAUAAAGGCUAUUGAAGUUCAAUAAAUAAAUUAUUUAAAGAACAUAUGCCGUUAUGUUAUCACAACAACAGUGUCUUCUAAUUCAAUAUUUUAAACGUUUGCCAGAAAGGUGUUUGACCAUAUUUGAAGGCCUUCUUAUAAUGGGCACUGAACUCGGAGGAUUAAAAAUACAUAUACCUACUAUGACUAAAAAUCUCCCACAAACCUAUAAGAGUGUACUUAAUGGGAUAUAUGUACGUCGAGGAUGUGAAAAGGAAUUGAUAUUUCCGGGGAAGGGUCGAAAGUCUGCCCUUGAAAAUGAGCAGUAGGCCAAAUUCGGCACCAAGAUCGGGUACGCAUAGAAGGAACGAUUCUGGUAACGGUCAUCAUCGUCGAAGUUCAUCCGGGUCCGGUCACCAUCGUUCUGACUCGGCUCAGAGUUUCGACUCUGAUCAUCAGAAAGAAAGGAAACAUGGUCAUUAUAGAAAUCGGUCGGGAAUAUCUGAAAAGGUCGAGGUCAGACAAGAGCCAGUUCCCAAUGGAUCUCAAUUAUCACACCGUCCAAGUAUGCGAGGUAAUGGACAGUCACGUCCACGUCCUACAAGCCUUCUACCCAACAAACCGUUCGACACCAAUCUCGAUUCCCUGCAGCCUGAACGGGAACCUUUGCAAUUUGACGUCAAUUUGAUCGGGGCUCCAGCCGAAGUUGAACAAUUGGUCAAUAAUAUAAAGCACGUUGCUGAACAGUUCCUGUAUCAUUGGAAAACGUUCCCUAUAGUACUGCCGAGUCCGAUAUCGCAAAAGGACUCCAAUCAACCUUAUCAGAUGUCAUCCGAUGGUUCGUUAGGGCGCAUCAAAAUGAAAUACCACUUGAGGGAUUUGUUUGUUGCGCCAUCCUUUGAUGAACUUGAUGCUGUGGCUGUUGAUGGUAAAGGAGAAGCAAAAAAGCUGAGUCUGAAGCAGUUGGAGUGUGUAAGGGAAAAGGGCUUGCACAAGGAUAAAUAUGGAAAACCAAAACGAUUGAACUGCCAACAACUAGAAUCUAUAAGGCGAAUAGGAGAAUUCGAAGUAGAUUCGUUAAACUUCCCCGGUCAACAACACCGAUGGAAAUUGUCGGAAUUCUUACAAAAAGGCACCGUGAGAAGUCGCGACUCUCUUUUGAACGAUCUGGCCAUAGCUUUACGAUUACUUUUAAUAACGUCGAAAGGACGGAUCGUGUCCCACUUUUUCAGCGUCAGACAGGCCCUCAAGGCACUCUUACAAGGCUUCCUGAGAAUUAUAGAUCUUCUUAUUGGAAUUCCUAGUCUUCAAACUCAAAAUUUGGACACAAAAAUCAAAGAGGAAAGGUGUAAAUAUUUAGUCGCAGAACUUGUUUGCAGGCCAGAAAAUGAAGAAUCUCUGGAGCAUUUAUGUACAUACAUUCGAAGGCAGCUUCGAAGGGCUACUACAGAAAAAUUUGAAGUAGGCAGAGAAUGCUCUCAGCCACCUGUAGUUGUUCCUUAUCGCUUCCUAACUCCAUCAGGUGUUGAAUUAGACUUACGAUUAUGGGACAGGUCUUUAAUGCGUAAAGCAUUACCUGUUCUGGUAUCCAUUUUGGAAAAAGAAACGCGCGGUUGGUUCCUCCAUUUUAGAGAAAGGCUAAUUGCCGAAUUGAGAGCACAAAAAAUGCCCGAUGAAGACAUCGAAAGGGAAGUAAACGACGCUGUAAUGAAGGAGUAUUUGCAGAGAGUAUACAAUAGUAUUUAUGCCCAUCCGGACCUCAUAGCUUUAGGGGAGGGAGUGACCAAGUUGUUGGUCGAGCAAGCUCAGAGUGUUGUUUUAAUGCACAAGGCUAUCGAAAGUGUUCAGCUUCGUCUUUCGAAAUGUCGUGACGCUAUUAAAAAUAGAUUAUGCAACACCCAUCCAGUUUUAUCAAGGAUAGGGCCAUGGUUAAGGGUAAAACUAGAAACAGCAGAGUUGAGGUUUAUCCAAGAGAACCAAUGGAGCGCUCACGAAGAAGCGCUGACCCUUUGUAACGCCCAAAAAUUAAAUCAGACAGGAUACUUUCUGAACAAGGAUCUAGCAUUUAUGAAAGAAAGGGAGCCUGCAUUAUUGAGGGAAUUGAGAAAAGUCAAAACGCCCACGAGAAGUUUCUUGUGGCCCACUCAAAUCUGGAUGCCAUCCCAUUGGAUAGUCAGACGACUAUUCCAAGGUCAUUCUGAAGUUGUUCCUACGGUUCUUAGCAAGCAGGCUACGAGCAUAACCACGCCAAGGUCGGAUCCAAGUCAACCAGUGUUUCUGGUAGAGAAAGAGGUCGUUCGUACAACCACGACUCGCUGGCCACUCUGGCGCAUUUUCAAUUACUUCCAUCGAACGUGGUGUUGGACAUGGAACGCCAUGUUCUUCUUCGGCAUCGUCUUGCCUUGGUGUAGUCCGAUAGGUUUACGUGCUCUUUUCUGUAUCGAGCCAUUCAUGGCGGAUUUGGAGUUGUCGCAAAUCAACGGGACCCUUUUCCCACGCAAAAGUAGUACCACUGAAACGCUCACUUCUCGACUCAUAAUGCUCUGGCGACAUAUAUCAAAAUCGCGAACUUAUUUCGAAACGAAACCGGAUACCGGGUUCAUUGGGAAAGAGUUCACUCGUCAUUUGAAUCGGAUAUGGAACUACUUUUUCAAAGGUCUUUUCGGUACGAUUCUUCUCGUCGUUAUUUUUCCGAUCGUUUGCGUCGUGGUGAUAGUCAGUAGUAUUUUUAUUGCGUUGACAGCAGUUCUUUGGAUGCCCGUUUUAACGCUGGCAAUACAAGUUACGAACGCCAUAAUUUACGACCUGGACAGUCCGGAACCAAAGAGGAACAGGUUCUUUGUGAUUUUGGAAGCCCUCGUUUGGAAUAUUGGUGUUCAGGGGAUUGUUCAGCCGCUUUUUGCCUUGUUAGUUGCCUUCAUAGUGUGCCCGCUGAUUUCUCUUUUCAUUUUAACAGUUGGUAUUAUUCGCUAUGGGGUCCGAUUAUUAUGGGACACCGCAAUAUUCCACCUCAUCAUUAAGAAAAGGGGUCGCGUCCCAGCUAGUGACAGUUUUGCAGUAAAACGCGUCGCUGGGCCCGGUCUUGCCUCUGACUAUUACUUCCAAAUAAGACCCGAACAGGCUCUUGCAGCAUUCGAGGCUAAGAUUGAAUGGGACGAACUGGCUGCUUAUCAGAAUGUCAUGGAAGCCACCAUACAACAACCACAGAAGGAUUUUGCACAGUUUGUGGAAGCUUGUUUUGGAAGUUUCUCCGCACAACUUGCCAAAAAUGGACAGUACAAAGUGCUAGAAAAAGAAGCGCAAGAUCUCAUGACUGUUUUGCACGAAAAAUUAGAGAAAAGAAGGAGAGAUUUACAGACUGGCCUUAGCGUGAGUGUGAAAAGCAAGAUUAAAUUAACUACAUCCGAAUUGAAGAUUGCAAUCCAGCAAGGAGCGUUGAUGUUGGAGCGUUACUAUCCCAUAAGGAUACUUCCCAAGUUGGGAUGUACAGAAGAGGAAUUUUGGGAAAACCGUACACUUAGUUGUGGGGAUUGGGCGGGACUUGCGGCACUCCUAUAUACUGAGUUGUUUAGCUUGGACAUUUUGACGCCUUUAGAUCAUAUGGACACCAGUUUUAGACUGGAUCCAGAUCCGCAAGCUGAUCUGAGCAGAUAUUCAGAAAUGGUUCACAGUGUUCAAUUAGGGGCAGGAGGACCUGAUUUAUUAGGAAAUGUUUACACUCCUAGGGGCAACAUACAAGUGCACAGCCCAUAUCUAGAAGUAUCGGCGUUUAAUCCUCGCUCCAAAUUCUCAACUACCAGCAAAAAAUCUGAAAAGAAAUCAGAAUCUAUUUCAACGCUUAGUUCUCUUAAAAAUAAGACUGAUCAAACCCUGUGGUUACCGUGGAAGAAAAGACAUCGAAAGUACGUUCCUGACAAAUUGGUCAUUCCCCUUCCCGUCCCACAUCCAGCGCACAUCGCCGUCACGGUAUACAAUCGUGACUCUGACGAUCCUAUUCCUCUGGAAUCUGAAAUAUGCCAGGCAAUUCUAAGGGGUAUAGAGGACAGUCAUUUAUCACCUGAUGAUAACGGUAAAAACUUAAGAAUUAAUCGAUAUCGAGGUGGUGGAGAUACUUUGGACACAUACAGUUCAACCAGCUGGGACACAAUGGAGAGCGUGGGUGAUAUGGAAGAUGCUAGACAGCAAACCAACGUCAAUAAUGAUAGUCCUAAGCAGCAAAUGCAACAAGAUUCGGACGCAGUUUACCACUGGACAUUAAGGGAUUGGGGACAGCGCAAGCGCAAGAAUUCAGGGAGCGUGAAAGUGGAUCUAGCUAGUCCGGAAGAUGUCACUUUGGACAGUGACAGUUCCCGAGUCGUUUUUAGUACGUAUGGAACUACCGUAUGAUCUACUUUGUAUUUUAAUAGUAGUUAUGUAAUAGUAGAACGCUUUUCAUGUAUUGUUUUAAAUUGCCCGAUGAUAUUAUUUUUUAUGUAGUUACGUAAGUCCGACCGUUACGUAAAUAGAACCAUGACGUUAAAGUGCCAUAAUAACAAUAAUUAUUCUUAUUAUUUCUUUUUUUUUUUUAAUGUAAAAUAUUUUAUUUACUCACUAAGAAUUUUUUUUGGAU